AUGGUCAAUAGACCGCUUGACCCUUGCGCAGAGAAUACAUCUGGUAUCCACCUCGGAAGAAGACUUGAAAAGUGGGAGAGCCAUCCAUCAGCACCUGGUCCAGACAAACUGACAAAGAUUUCACAUGACCCCCUCUUGAGAGGUGUGGAUGCAGAUUUGGCCAUCAAGUACCUCGCAAGUAGGAAAACUGCCAUAUCAGGAGUCGAGAAGGCGAGAG
Messenger RNA from Paramuricea clavata, 217 nucleotides. The record is from the annotation of a GenBank genome assembly. Lineage: Eukaryota; Metazoa; Cnidaria; Anthozoa; Malacalcyonacea; Plexauridae.